UCGUCGACACUGUGCACUGUGCCAAACCGCGCAACAAGCAAGCCAAGCCGCUCACCCACGACUUCGUCAACCAUGUCGCUGCACAAGUCGUUGGCGGUGGACCAGCUGUCAGGACAGCCACUGGACCCAAGCAACGCCAUCCGCGCCAAGGACGGCCGCUUCUACAAUGCCAGCACGCUGGGGAAAGCAGGGGAGGACCCGCUGCUCUCGCUCGUCACGGGUCACCCCGUGGAACCGGCUGUGGCAGGGGGCGAGGACGCAGACGCAGCCAUGCUGGUACAGGAUUUGGAGGACCUCGUCGCCCCACCGGCAGAUGCCCGCAAACCGCACACCGUGCACGACUUUGUGCUCCGCCACGCGCAGGAGCUCAUGAUCAACGAAGUGCUGCCGUCGACGGAGCCCACCCGCCUCGUCUUCAUCGGAAACCAGCUUGACGGCGUCAGCACAUGCAUUGAGCGCCUCUUGCAUGCCCACUUCCUUCCGCAGGACACGCGCGUGCCCAUUGUCAUCAACCUUGUCCCCGGCGCCGUGAGCGCACCCCGCAUCACACAGCGCCGGCGCACGGGCGCCCGCGAGGAGAUUCCACUCGCCCUCCCCGUGUACGAUGGCCGCCACACGCCUGCAGCUGCGCGCGAUGGCGUCACAUCAGACCACGUGCCGUGGGCAGCCCUCAAGACGGCGCUCACACAGCGUGCCAAGCUGUUGUUGGAGACGGUCAACGCGGACCCAGGCGCCACGCCGCGCUUUAUCCACACGGAUGCAGAGAUUGUCGUGCGCCUCUCCAGCCCUGCGUAUCCGCACCUCACCCUUGUCGAUGUUCCUGGACGGGCCGUGCAUCCCCCAUCCUACCUCGCCGCCGUCGAGGACGUGAUGCACGCGUACCUGAAGCAGGACCACGUGUUCCCCGUCGUUGUGGCGCGCGCCACGUCCACGCUCAACAACGUCGCUGCAAUCAGCCUGCUGCAACAGCACCACAGCCACCUCCUCCCACGCAGCAGCAUCGUGUUCACGCGCGUGGAUAUGGAUCGCAGGGCCGAUGACACCCUCACCGCGCUCCUGCGCUCAGACCUCCUCGAGUACUUUGGCUUUGGCUUUGCUGUGCUCGCGUCCCCACGCACAGCACCGGCCAGGCACGAUGGCAGUGAUGCUGACGGCGACGGUGACGAUGAUGCAUCAGCGGCAGCAGCACGAUGCGACCACCGCGUGUACGCACAGGCGGGCGAGGAGGAGGAGCGCAUUGCAGCGGAGCUGGCGCACAUCGAGGCCCUGGAGGGGAAGGUUGGCAUUGGCAGCCUGCUCGCCAUUGUCAAGCGCAAGUGCGAGGACACGCUGCUGCACACGUGGGUUGCGCACGCGUACCACGCUGCCCACGCCCGCCGCCAGCACCUGCACGCACAGCUGCUUGAGCUGUCACCCUACUUCACCACGACGAUGCCUGCAAGCAGCAAGGACUGGCGCGCGCGUGCCAUGGAGGCUGAGCCGUGCAAGCGGGACCUGCCACUGCCAGAGACGACGCCCGAGCUUCUGCUGCGCACUUACGUUGUCGAGCGGGCAGAGGAGAUCCUCAAUGCCUGCAAGCACUCCAUGCACGCAUGCGUCCUGCGACGCAUCAACGAGCUGGCCACCGAGCUUGAGCGAGCCGAGGCGUCAAUCGAGCGGGAACUGGCCCAGCAUGAGGAGGAGGAGCGCGAGAGCGCAGCCAACAGCGGCGGUGAUGGUGAUGAUGAUGGCAGCGCGGGCGAUGCGCAGGCGAUUGUUGAGAAGAUGCAGAUGGCGCGCCGCUGCCACAAGAAGAUUGCGUCACGCGUGGACGACAUUGCAGCCAAGUUGCGCGCGGGGGCCAACGCGGACGCGCUAGCCACCAUUGUUUCGCGUGCACUUGAGGCGGACAACAGCGACGUGAAGAUGCACCGCUUUGCCGCGCUCAUCGCAAACACGCGCAGCGACCUGCGCUCGCUCCUGCUGGAACGCGUUGACGCCGUGCUUGCUGACGCCGCUGUGGAGUUUGCAGACACGUACACGCGGGACGCGCGCAAGCUGUUCACGUUCACGGGCUCGAAGUUCGUGGCAUUUGAGCAUGCCACCCCAUCGCCUGCAAGCGCAUACACGUCGACGAGCGUUCGGUACGAUCCGCCCACGUCGGAGUCCCUGGCGCAGAAGCUUCGGUUCCAUCUGGUCGCGGCGAUGAUGGAUGUCGACUUUGACGACAUCCACGCAACGCUGUUUGCGGACCUGAACCGCCCACUCGACCUGACGGAGAAGGAUGGUGUGGAGGACACGCGGCUGGCGCUGCUGCUGGAUAUGGAGAGGGUUGACCGCGGGCUUGUGGACAUCAACACGCUGCAUGCGCUGCUGCAGACAAACAAGCAGGAGGAGUACUUUGCCAACACCGUCCUUGAUGACAUUUCUCCGGAGUUUUUCGAGGGAGUUGGUGAGUCGACACUGCAGCAGCUGCGCUUCUUCUUCCAGCAGGACCCAUCCUUCACCUCAAUCACGCUGACGCUCGGGGAUGAAAUCCCUGCGGAGACGGUGAUCAACGCCCUUGGUGUCCUGUGCGUCAGCAAGCACCUCACCGAGCUGACGGUGCACUCGCUGGAUUUCACGCGCAAGGACGAUGCCGGAGACCUGUUUGCCAAGGAAGCCCUCAAAGAACUCCUCCUUUACAGCCGCACCCUUCGCACCCUCACGCUGGUGUCGUGCCAAUGCGGCGGUACGGGCUGGCUGGACGCUGCGCUGCGGCACAAUGUGAGCGUGACGACGCUGCAGACGCGCCACGAGGACGAGCCCGAGUUUCUCGUCACCAAGCGCGAGGACUUUCAGGACACGCAAGCGGUCGUCUACUGAGAUGAAUGAGAUUGAUGUGGCGCGCAGCAGCAGAGGACAGACGUCCGCACACAAAAAGGGCAAGCACAAGCAACCUGCCAGCAGCCACACAACACACACACACACGCACACACACUGACAAGCACACACACGCACGCACACACACUGACAAGCACGCACGCACACACACACACACACACACACACACACUUACAAGCACACGCACGCACACACACACACACACACACAAGCACACACAGACUGUUGAUUUUUCUUAAUGGCUUUCAUAAAUUUCCUCGCUUGACGACACAA
Salpingoeca rosetta is the source of this 3135-nucleotide messenger RNA. RefSeq lists its product as uncharacterized. The transcript is spliced from 7 exons. The record is from RefSeq and is a predicted model, not a curated record. NCBI's taxonomy places the organism in Eukaryota, Choanoflagellata, Craspedida, Salpingoecidae. The coding region runs from base 73 to 2844 and encodes 923 amino acids.